Molecule: messenger RNA, 647 nt
Organism: Eufriesea mexicana
Lineage: Eukaryota; Metazoa; Arthropoda; Insecta; Hymenoptera; Apidae
Gene: tko
Product: 30S ribosomal protein S12 technical knockout
Exons: 5
Coding region: 75-590 (171 amino acids)
Biological process (GO): translation
Cellular component (GO): small ribosomal subunit; ribosome
Molecular function (GO): structural constituent of ribosome
Source: RefSeq, a predicted model, not a curated record
GGUUCUUUAAAUGUCCACUUGUGUUUUGUGAUUGUGUGUUUGUUAUUAAGGAAGAAAGUUAAAUUAGAAUCGACAUGAAUUUCCUAGCAAGAAAUAUAGUAAACGCAGCUAGAUCAUGUCUCGCAAAUUCUAUAGAAGGCAGCAAACCACAGUUAACUCGGUUAUGUGCAAAUCCUGGAACGCUAGGAAAUAUACUCAGCACUACUAACUCAUAUUUUACAAACCUGAUACAAGGAUUCGCGCAAGUGAGGUUGGGAUCAACGUUAUACAGGCUGCACAAAUAUGGAGACUAUAGAAAACAGAGGAAGAAGAAGAAGAAUCCUUUGGAUGGUAAGCCAUUUGCGAAAGGCGUGGUUCUCAAAACGUUGAUCAGGAAGCCCAAGAAACCAAAUUCUGCGAAUCGAAAAUGCGUUCUCGUCCGUCUAUCAACCGGCAAGGAAAUGGUUGCCUUCAUUCCUGGAGUGGGACAUAAUCUUCAGGAGCACAAUAUGGUGCUGUGCCGUCCGGGAAAAUUAAAAGAUACUCCAGGUGUGAAGAUCAGAUGUGUUCGCGGGAAGUAUGACUUGGGCCACCCGAUAAAAACGACAUAAUUGUACAAUCCGUUGUAUCUUAUGUAGACAUUUGUCUCUUGUAUGACGUCAGCUCUA